CCUGGGACCAGUGUUUGAAAAAAAAAUUCAAAAAAUUAUAAAUGAAAAUUUAUAUAAAAAUAAGUAAAUAAUUUAAUUAAAAAACAACAACAACAAAUUGAAGAAAAUUACUACAAAAAAAUCAAAUUGGAAAAAUAAGAAAAUUUUCAACAUUUAUGGACUGAGUAAUAGAAAAACAAAAUUUUUUUUCUAAGUAAGCUUAAAUAAUAAGAAGCAUAAAAUCAAUCAUAAAAAAAUUUUUUUUUUUUCAUUUUAAAAUUUUGAAUUUAAAAAGAAGCAACUAGAAAAAUAUUUAAAGAAUAAAAAAAAUAUUUCAUUGAAAAUUUAAUAAGAAAAAUAGAAAAUUUAAUAAUGUCCAGCGCUUUUUCAUACAUACAGUAAUAAAAUAUCAAUGAAAACUAGAAUAAAUUUUACAUUAAAAAUUAAUUGCAUAAGAUUGGUCUUAUGAAACAAAAAAAAUUAAUUAAACAUUAAGAAAUCAACGAAUAUUCAAGAAAUCCUAGAAAGAAGAGCUUAAGGAAAUCAUCAACUUUUCUCAACAAAUUUACUAAAUGUAAAAUACAAGAAAUCAUCCUAGCAAAAUAACAUUAAAGAAGAAAGGGAACUAAGUAAGACAAAAUUAAAAACAAUAACAAAACCGAAAUGAAACAAAAAAAUAAAAUACAUCGCUUGAAUGUUGUCAUCAAUUGAUCAUCGAUUUAAUUUUAAAUGGUGUUGUACCACUCCAGGUGGUAGUCACCAUUCAAAUGUAUUUCAACUUCCAUUAAAUUCAAAUAUAAAUGUAUUGAAAAAGUUUUUAUCAUUAAAAAGAAGAAAGCAAAUUCCUUGGAAGGGCCAUUAUAAAGAGAGCCCCCCAAAAGAAAAACUUCCGUCUGCAUUAAAGUACUAGAUGCAGUGGAAGAAACUGACUCGAUUAAAGGCAGCUACUGGACAUUCGCGUGCGCGAAGAAUGCUUUGUUGUGGAAGAAGAAAGGAAAAUGGAAGAUCAGUUCCUGAUGUUACAGCUAGUCCGGGAAGAGCCCCUCCCGGACCACUGCCAAACCAAAUGCAACACAUGUCAAACCAAAGACAACCAUCAACUGGUGGAGUCAAAGAACCUAUACUACAGGGUGAUUUCCGAAAAGUAUCGGGAAUUAGUUCAGAUGUUUUUCGGCAGAUAGAAGCGGUAGAAAAUGAUCAUGAUCCGAAUACGGCAGCAGCUCUUGAAGCUGUUGAGCGCCGCGGUGAGAUGAUAGUAAGGAUAUUGGAAGCCCGAAAUAUAGGUGGAAAGCAUGCUGUCGAAGCUGCUCAGAGAUUAUUGACAAAAGGUGAUGCUAGACAUACAGUCCAAUUAGUUGAGAUCGUUAAACGACCAGGACAAACCCUUGGACUUUACAUAAGAGAAGGUAAUGGAGCAGAUAGAACAGAUGGUGUAUUCAUAUCAAGGAUAGCUUUAGAAUCUGCUGUUUAUAACAGCGGAUGUCUUAGAGUUGGUGAUGAAAUUUUGGCUGUUAAUCUGGUGGAUGUAACACAUAUGUCAUUGGAUGACGUCGUUAUUAUUAUGUCAAUUCCGCGUCGUUUGGUGUUAGCAAUAAGACAAAGGCGUGGAAAUAGGGGCGGAGCUAGUUCACCAGGCGCCGCACAACUUUCACGGCCAGAGCAAAAACCACCCCCAGUUGUAGUAAUAAAAAGAGAUUUAAGAGAUGAAGACUUAGAUGAACCGGAUCGAUUGCCUAGAUCUCGAUCAUCACGAGAAAGACGUACAGGUGAUGGACGGGAAAUGACAGAAUCUCGAUCGAGGUUAGGCCUAGGCCUAAAUAAUUACAGCCCACAAAGCGAACAAUUAGAUUUAUAUUAUAAUAGUCGUCCAUCGAAUGUUAUAAAUGAACCACCUAGUUGGGGUUAUAAGCCACCGCCUCCCCCACCUUCUGUUAUUACGGAGCAACCUAAAGGUCAUCAUUUUGCUCCAUCUCAUGCAUAUUAUCAGAACGCUGGUACUUUAGAAAGCUUAGCUGAAAAAGUGCAUUCAUUUUAUCCAGGUGGUCCUGGAAGAAGAAUGUCUGCUGGAACAGGUCCUACAGCUGGCGUAACUAUUAAUCAAGCACAUGCACGAUUUCCUCGCAGUGGAUCGGAUCAGCAUUUACCUCGCGUUGAAUAUUCAGACUACGCUACUUCACUGGGACGGCAUUCACUUUUACGAUCAAGUUUGAAAACUGGUGCGCCUAUAGCGACAGCUGGAGGUACGUUAGGUCGAUAUGGCCGUUAUGAACCUUCUAGAACUGCGAAAUAUGGUACACCUCCAAGCGGACCUAGUUCAUUAACGCGCAGAUCACGACCUAACUUAGAUUAUUCAAGCGACACUGAAGCUACAAUAGGACAACCACGACCUAGUUACUAUUAUUACAAUAGACCUGCAAUAGCAAGUGCUAUUCCCUCACGAGCAGGGGCUGCAAGUGUAUUAGGUGGCGGCCCCGACUUAGCUAAAUUUAAUUCAUUACCACGUGAUAGACCUGGAGUAAGAUUGGGUGGAAUAAGGCCAAGAAUUGGUGAUCGACUAUUAGAUGAAACAGACGGAAAUUUAUCAGCUCCUGAAUCUUCAUUGAGAAGAGAGCGUGACUUGUUGAGAGCGAAAAUUACAGCCAGUCCUUCGAUAUUUACGUCUGACGAAUAUCGCGCAUGGUUACGAAGAGCACCAAGCAGUUCAGCGAUUUGUGACCAAAUGAGAAUGUCAAGAGAUCUUUUAGCACAACCACGAAGUUAUCGAUUCUCUUGUAGUGCAGAAAAUAUUCAUGAUGCAUUAAGAAAUACUGAAAGCAUUUAUAGUAGUCGCACUGGCGUUAUGGCUGGCACUUUAGAUAGACAUAUGGGUGCUGCGGGAUUGGCAGGUGCACCCAGAGCUGGACUCUCUGCGCUACCAGUUCGUUCCAUGUCAUCACAGCAUAUUGGUACAGCAUCAUCCAUUAGAAGCCCUAGUAUUCGAAGGAUGAGACAAUUAUUAGAACUCUCUACUGGGGGACCAGGAGUUGUCGGACCUAACAGUCCCAGUGGUAGUAUAAUUAGUGCCGGGCAUCAGAGUCCAGCUCCCACACCCAGUGCAACACUUCCUAGAUCGCACAGACAAAUUGAUAUAAAUCCAGCUGAAUUUGUAAAGUAUAAGUUAGACAAACCUGUAAUGGAAGUAGGUGGAAUAUCUGGAAUGUUGUGGAUUCAUUUAUUAGCUGGACGUGGCUUACGAUCUCAACCAGAAGUUCCUCCUGGAAAUCCCUUGCAACCGCAACAGCCAUUAACUCGUGAUCUUUAUUGCGUAUUAGAAUGUGAUCGGGUUCAUAAAGCUAGAACAGUAGUUCGUUCUGGUGAUUUGCAAUUCGAUUGGGAUGAAUCAUUUGAACUAGAUUUGGUAUGCAAUAAACAAUUAGACGUUUUAGUUUACUCAUGGGAUCCACAACAUCGGCAUAAAUUAUGCUACCGUGGUGCAAUAUCGUUAGCAUCAAUUCUUCGCCAGUCACCAUUACAUCAAUUAGCACUUAAAGUUGAACCUAGAGGGACUAUUUACAUUCGAUUGAGGCAUACAGAUCCAAUAACGUUAUAUAAACGGCGUGGCUUACCAAGUUUGCGAGCUGGAUAUCCACAAUUAUUCGGAGCUGAUCUUGAGACGGUUGUAAAUAGGGAAUCAAAAGGAGCUCCAGGAAGUGCACCAGUUCCAAUUGUAUUGAGACGUUGUGUUGAAGAAGUAGAACGACGUGGUCUCGAUAUUAUCGGUUUAUAUCGAUUGUGUGGUUCAGCAACAAAAAAACGUUUAUUGAGAGAGGCUUUUGAAAGAAAUAGUCGUGCUGUUGAGCUUAGCCCGGAACAUGUUCCUGAUAUCAAUGUAAUAACAGGUGUACUAAAGGAUUACCUCAGAGAACUUCCUGAGCCUUUAUUUACAAGGUGUCUUUUCCAAAUGACAGUAGAUGCUUUAGCGGUGUGCUUGCCUGAUGACCCAGAAGGAAAUGCGAAAUUAAUGCUCAGUAUAUUAGAUUGUUUACCGAGAGCGAAUAGAGCAACACUUGUUUUUCUACUUGACCAUUUAUCCUUAGUGGUAUCUGCAUCAGAACGAAAUAAAAUGUCUGCGCAAGCAUUAGCAACUGUUAUGGGACCACCGUUAAUGUUACAUUCAUCUAACGCACAACCAGGUUCUGAUAUCGAUCAUGCUCAACCUAUUGCGGUACUAAAAUAUUUAUUACAAAUAUGGCCUCAACCACAGUCUGUAACAAGUACUGCCUCAGGUCGGCGCGGCGAGCCAACAGGGCAGCGUGGAAACAAAGUCAGUGCGUCGCAAGUGGACAGACAACUUCUGCAACAGCGGCAGCUGCAGCACAUCAUGGGUAUGGGAUUACAGCAGCAGGCAGCCAACAUGGUACUCUCCCAAGGCCAACAUCAUCCCUUAGCCACAGUCAGCACAGCCAACAUUCCUCAGUUUCAAUCAGUAGCGGCUCAGUCAGUUCAAUUGCAUCGAGUCUCGCAACAAGUGGCCCAACAGCACCUUCAAUCGGAGGCCUCAGCGGGCUCGGUAACGCAAGACCAAUCGCUACUGCCAGGCACACCCUCCCCAGGCAGUAGUUCAACAUCGGGUUCAGGUUCUGGGUCAGGAACUGAUACUGUAAAACGUGGUGCAUCACCAUCGUCUGUAAAACAUGUAAAAAUUCACGAAUCAUCUAGUUCAUUAUCUAUAAGUAAUUCAAAUUCAUCAACUGCAACCGUAAAACUAUCACAAUAUAAUAAUCACCAACAACAGCAACAGCAACAACAACAAAAUGAACAAAUGCAACAAAACGAUUUUACUAGUACAUCAUCAAAUUUAUAUACAAAUUCUAGUAAUAAGAUAAAUAAGGAUAAUAAGGAUAUAAGCAAUAAUGAUAAAAAUCGCUUUAUGAAAAAUCUUAAGGAAAGUAAUAAUGGCGUAAUUAGUAGCAGCACAAAUAGCUAUGGACCAAGUUAUACUAAAUCAUUAUCAGGAUAUGAUAUUGAUAAAGAUAAUGGUAGCACAAUAAUAAAUAAUUCAAUAACAACGAUAUCAUCGAAUGCAUCAAUAUCUCCAUUAGCAUCUGCAUCCGUUAAAUCGUCUUCAGUACUUACAUCAUCAUCUAUAUCUUCAUCAACAUCAUCAAUUAGUAGUAACAUUGCUAGAAUUCAACAAAAAAUACGAUCACGUUCUCGUACCCGUUUCGAAGAUUCUGAUUCAGAUUCAGAAUCGAGGUGCAGAACGCCCAAUCCAUUAUUAGAGCAAUCACAAGCAAUGACAACAACACAAUUAAUGUCAAAGUAUUUAAAACGUGAACCACUUGUUUCAAUGACAUUAACGGAAUCACCGUGCCCGCCAAUUAUGUCAUCAUUAUCUUCAUCUAUACGUGAUAUAUGCGCAGCAUCACAAUCAGCCACAUCUAAAUAUGAUAAGCCCACAUCGCAAUCUUUAGGAGAAGCAGAAGAUCCUACUAGUAAUUUAUUUAAUACUAUUAAAACUCAUUUAAGUAGCAGCAGUUCGUAUAUUUUCCCAUCUGGUAAUAUGAAAUCAUCAUCAGCACCAUCAACAACAACUACAGCAACAGGGGGCACUUCUGCCUUUUCUGGAUCAACGAUAUCAACUGCAAUCGAUGAUUAUGAAAAGAAAAAUAUUAUACAUAAACAAAGUUCCUCAACAACAGAUACAACUGGAAGACAAACUUCAUCAUCACCAAUAAGAUCUGAAUUACAUGAUAGUAAUGUUGUAACGUCAUCAGCAAAUUCAUCAUCAGUUGUAGCUAGAAAUGUAUCAUUAUUUCAAACAAAAACACAGUCAUCAUCAUCUACAGAUUCAUCAGCAUCAAUAUCAUCGGCUUCAGACUCGAAUAAUUAUUUAACUAACAAUAAAAAUUUAAUAAUUGAUGAAAAACAAUUUAAUAAUUUUAAUAAUUAUCCAGUAAGUCCAGAUCCAUUUAAUACAUCUUUCAUAAAUUUUGAUAAGUUAGGUUCAUCAGCUUCAUUAUCUCAAAGUGCAUACGGUGCUGGUAUUACUGGUAAUGGUAGUGGUAUUGGUAGUACAAACGGUACAGGUAUAUUAGGUUCUGGUAAUGGUAGUUCAGGUAAUGGCCAUUAUAAUAUUUAUGGAACAUUACCAAAAACUAUUAGUUCAGCAGCAAUGCUAUCAUCAACAUCUUCAUAUUUAUCAUCUGGGGGCGGUAGUUCUGAUACUACAAGUGGUGUUAGUUCAAUGGCUGGUUCAACAACCAGUUAUGAUUAUUAUAUGAAUUCUAGUAGACAAUAUAGUUUAGGUAGCACAAGUUUAAAUGGUAGUGGUGGUAACUAUCAUACAUUAGGUUCAUAUAGAGUACAGUAUACAGCAACGAAUCCAUUUCUAGAUAUAUUUGAACCUGGAAAUGGAAAUAAUGGUAAUCAUGGUAAUGGUAACGGAAAUGGUAGCAAAAGAUCAUCUUCGACCGCAUUAAAUUCAGUUCGAGAUCAGUACAGUACUGAAAAUGAUUUAAAAUAGAAAAUUAAACAAAAUUAAAUUUAUUAUUUAAAAAUAAUAUUAUAAAAAUUUACAUUGAAUCAUGUGUGACACGAAUGCAAAAUUCUUUAAAAGUACAUAAUUAAAUUACAAAAAAGAAAAGAAAAUUAUACUAAAUAUAGAUAUCUGUAAAUGUAGAAUUAUAAAAAAAUAUACAAAAAAGAUAGAUAAAAAGUCAAUACAAUUUAUUCUAAAUUAUAUUAUAAAAACAAACAAAAAGAAAGAGAAUGUUAACAUUCUUAACAUUACAGAAUGCGCAUUAAUUGUAUGAUUACAUUGUUUUUUUUUUACAUAAAAAAUCUCGUUAAGCAGACACCUUAGAUAUCCUUGUGAUAUCAUUAUUUUCCUGUAAAACCCUAUGUUUUUAU
Molecule: messenger RNA, 6870 nt
Organism: Condylostylus longicornis
Lineage: Eukaryota; Metazoa; Arthropoda; Insecta; Diptera; Dolichopodidae
Gene: RhoGAP100F
Product: rho GTPase-activating protein 100F
Exons: 12
Coding region: 890-6484 (1864 amino acids)
Biological process (GO): signal transduction
Molecular function (GO): protein binding
Source: RefSeq, a predicted model, not a curated record